UCAAGAUUUAAUGGCCCUUGUCCUCUUUAACAUGUGGUUUGUAUGUACUAUGCCCAUCACUCUUUUUGUGCCUAAAAACUUUGGUAUAGCUCCUAAAGAUGGAGUUUCCCUAUCAACAAUGCAUAGUUUCUGUUAAGAAUUGUUCUUAUUGUUAUCUCAACAUCCUUUUACACUUUGCCUUUGCCAUUAGCUAUUUUCUUCGGCAACCAAUUUAUGGCUCUGGUUUCCUGGGCUAAGAAGGAACUUUCUAGGCUCAAACUCCAAAAGCCUAAAAGAUUGACACUUGAAACUUCUACUUCUACCAAAUGUAUGGCAUAUCCUUUGGUAUGGAGUAAUUUUGCCCAUCGCCGUAUAACCCUGUAUGCAGGGAUGGAGGUCAAGGAGGUGGUGUUAGAAGCAGACUUAAGAUGUGCCAACUGCCAAAACAGAGUUUCUACUGUAAUUUCAAAUAUUGAAGAUGUAGAGUCUAUCGUGGUGCAUGUACAAGAGAAGAAGGUGACUCUUAUUCGCAAAUCGGCAAGUAAAUGAUUUUGAAAUGAAAUUUAUUCAAACAAAAAAAUGUUGGAAUUUUAGAAGAAAUUGUUGUAAUUUAUGUGCAGAUGGUUGUGAUCAUCAAUUUGUGUGUCUGCUUGUUUGUUUCCUAAUCCUUUGUUUAAGAAUUACAUAGCGUCAGAAUGGUUGACCUACCACCUGAUGUUCUGAACAAAAUGAAUGUAUUAGUUAGUGAAUUUUUUCCUUUGCGAAUGAAGAAUAUAUGAAUAACAUAAGUGUGGUGGUUGAAAUGGUACCACAUUGCUAUGUGUGUCUGCAGACCGUGCCAGAUUCAAAAUUUA
Messenger RNA from Nicotiana attenuata, 833 nucleotides. RefSeq lists its product as uncharacterized. Lineage: Eukaryota; Viridiplantae; Streptophyta; Magnoliopsida; Solanales; Solanaceae. The transcript has 4 exons. The record is from RefSeq and is a predicted model, not a curated record. The coding region runs from base 214 to 528 and encodes 104 amino acids. Gene Ontology annotation, molecular function: metal ion binding.